Messenger RNA from Syzygium oleosum, 1847 nucleotides. RefSeq names its product pectinesterase 2-like. Gene Ontology annotation, molecular function: pectinesterase inhibitor activity; pectinesterase activity. Bases 30 to 1847 code for a protein of 605 amino acids. The transcript is spliced from 2 exons. Gene Ontology annotation, biological process: cell wall modification. The record is from RefSeq and is a predicted model, not a curated record. Lineage: Eukaryota; Viridiplantae; Streptophyta; Magnoliopsida; Myrtales; Myrtaceae.
GGUGUAACUGCAAGCCUCUUGUCACUACUAUGCCUUCACUUCUCCAUAAAGGGACCAAUCCAAGGCAGAAUGAACCACCCCAAUUGAACACCGCCAAUCUCAAAUUCUCUUCAUUUAAUUCCACUUGGCAAUACGCACAAUCCAUCGACAUGGAUUUUCACCAAAAGUUCAUGAUCCUUCUCUUUUUGCCUCUUUUGCUAUCUCAAACCAUCUCUAGCUAUUCCUCUAGAGAUGUGAAAUCAUGGUGUAGCAAAAUGCCUUACCCACAACCCUGUGAGUACUUCUUGACCCACAACCCUAAGGAAACCCCUCUCAAGCGAAAGUCCCAUUUUCUCAAGGCCUCCAUGCAAGUCGCCCACGAGAGAGGGCAGCUCGCCCGAACCCACAUGUACUCGCUAGGCUCCAGGUGCCGCAAUGAACGCGAGAAGGCUGCGUGGGCUGAUUGCCUUCAGCUUUAUGAGUACACGGUCCACCACUUGAACCGGACCAUUGAUCACUCGUGCACUCAGGACGACGUGCAGACUUGGCUUAGCACAGCCCUGACCAACCUCGAGACCUGUCGGGCUGGGUUCAUUGAGCUCGGCAUCUCAGACAACGUGUUGCCCUUGAUGUCGAAUAAUGUUUCCAAGUUGAUAAGCAACACUUUGGCCGCAAACUAUGUGCCCUACGCUACCCCAAACUACACCAAUGAGUUCCCUACUUGGGUGAGGCCUGGCGACCGGAAGCUCUUGCAAUCUCUGCCCACGCUAUCUACGGCCAAUAUCGUGGUGGCCCAAGACGAUUCGGGGAACUACAAGACGAUUAGCAAAGCUGUAACUGCGGCUUCAAUGCGGUCGGAUACAACAAGGUAUAUAAUUUAUAUCAAAGCCGGUACGUAUGAAGAGAAUGUUGAAGUUGGAUCAAAAUUGGAGAACAUUGCGUUUGUUGGCGAUGGUAUUGGAAAGACCAUAAUUACCGGAUGCAGAAGUUUUGAUGGAGGAUUUACGACCUUCAAUUCAGCAACUAUUGCUGUUGAUGGUGACGGAUUCAUUGCUCAAGAUAUCACUUUCCGUAACACCGCCGGCGCAGAAAAUCACCAAGCAGUUGCUCUACGUUCCAGUUCUGACCUCUCAGUCUUCUAUCGAUGUGGAUUUGAGGGUUAUCAAGACACCCUGUUUGUUCAUUCUAAGCGACAGUUCUAUAAAGAGUGCGAUAUUUAUGGCACCACUGACUUCAUCUUUGGAAAUGCUGCCGUCGUUUUUCAGAAUUGUAACAUCUAUGCCAGAAACCCUCCUAAUAAGGUCAAUACCAUCACUGCACAGGGUCGGAGUGACCCAAAUCAGAACACUGGCAUCUCCAUCCACAACUGCAAAGUCACUGCUGAUUCAGACUUGAUAUUGGUUCAAAGUUCCGUGAAGACGUACCUCGGGAGGCCAUGGCAAAAAUAUUCAAGAACUGUUUUCAUGAUGACUUACCUUGAUAACCUAAUUGACUUGGCCGGGUGGUUGGAGUGGGACGGUGACUUUGCCUUGAACACUCUGUACUAUGGGGAGUAUAUGAACACGGGCCCCGGGUCAUCGAUUGCAAAUAGAGUCACAUGGGCAGGUUACCAUGUCAUCACAAGCACAACGGAGGCUUCAAAGUUCGCCGUCGGGAACUUGAUCCCCGGCGGCACUUGGUUGCUCGCCACUGGCAUGCCUUACACCUCUGCGGGUUACGACGUGCCUUACACCUUCGAGGGUUAUGACGUGCUUUACAACUCGGGGGGUUACAAACUAUUCAUCGAUUUUAUUGGGGGUUACAAUGGUUAUACUCUAGUCCAAUUCUCUUUUUUUUUAUAUUUAUUUUUCUGUUUUUUUGAAAUCUAG